Aspergillus mulundensis is the source of this 609-nucleotide messenger RNA. RefSeq names its product HNH endonuclease family protein. The transcript is spliced from 4 exons. The record is from RefSeq and is a predicted model, not a curated record. NCBI's taxonomy places the organism in Eukaryota, Fungi, Ascomycota, Eurotiomycetes, Eurotiales, Aspergillaceae. Bases 1 to 609 code for a protein of 202 amino acids.
AUGCCUCGCAUUCUCCCCGCCCUCCUUGCCGCCGCCGCCCUGCAGGUUGCACAAGUGGGUGCCACACCCCCUGGCAUCCCGUCGACCUCGGUUGCAGAGACUCAACUUGCGGCCUUGACCGUCCGAGCUGCCGGCGCAAGCGCAGACUACGAUCGGGAUCUGUUCCCUCACUGGAUCAGUCAGGGAAACUCAUGCAACACCCGCGAGCGCGUCCUCAUCCGCGACGGCACGAACAUCGUGACGGGCUCGGGCUGCUCCGUCACUGGCAGCUGGUACUCGCCUUACGAUGGCGCGACAUGGACAGACAAGAGUGACGUCGAUAUCGACCACGUUGUGCCGCUGUCGAAUGCGUGGAAUUCUGGUGCAAGUGAAUGGACGACCGACGAGCGCGAGGCAUUCGCCAACGACUUGACUAUCCCGCAGCUGCUGGCUGUGACGGAUAACGUCAACCAGGCAAAGAGUGACUCUGGGCCUGAGGAGUGGUUGCCUCCUCUAUCAUCCUACUACUGCACGUACGGCAAGAUGUGGACGACCGUCAAGUACACGUAUGGACUGUCCGUGACCUCGGCGGAGAAGAGUGCCUUGGAGGACUUGCUUGCCACUUGCUAG